UGUAUGUACGCUGAUAUGUACAAGCUAUACAAUCAGCAGACGGAACCGUUUGCUCUUGUGAACAUUGAGGCAUUUUAUGUUGACAAUCACGAAAUACUACGGUUCAGCAGCUACAAUAAAACUACAUCCUCAUGCGAAGCGCAUGGACUUAAAAUAGGUCAUUAACCCCAAAACCAAAUGACUGUGUGUAUGGUUAUCUGAUUGUGUAGAAUGUGAUGUAAUUAUUUAAAACCAUUCUUGUGUAACAGGUAAAUGGAAGAAUACCUUUAAAUAGCUAGUGGUCAGGAUUAGACGUAUAAACAAACAUGUCUGAUUGUAAGUUAGCGCUUUAAACGACGGAGUCCGUGGUAUAGAUUUACAGUUGUUUUACCGUUCUACUCGGAAAUUAAUUCUCGAAGGCCUUUACUUUUUACAUUGAAGAUAGGGUGCGGAAUUUAGGUCGGUUGAAGCAAGACAUUUCUUUGUUAAUUGUGUUUCAGUUUAUGCAGAGAAUAUAGUUGCCCUGGAUAGAUUACUGUUCAUAAAAGUCUAGAAUAGUUAUCUGCAUUCAUCAUGGAGACAAUUCUUGGAUGGAUUGAAACCAGUAGUAGCUGGUUUCUUUUGGACUUUUAUAAGCCAGAUGAGCUCAGUAAAGAAAACCCAGGUUCAUACUUUCCAAAGACUUCCGAUAUGUUCUUCCAAUCUAUUGCAUUUGGCUUAUUACUUAUAUUAGUGAGAUGGAUUUUGGAAAGAUCAGUAUUUAAACCGGUUGGAAUAAUUUGGGGUAUAAAAGACAAGAAAGUAUAUAAAAUAGCAGACAUUCCAGAACUUGAAAAGGCUUAUAACGUAUCAAAGACACUUCCACAUAAAACUGUACAGACAUUGAUGAAGAAGACAAGUCUUACAGAGAGACAAAUACAGAUAUGGAUAAGGAAACGAUACCAAAGAGAUGCUCCAAGUACAAUGCAGAGGUUUUGUGAAAGCAGUUGGAAUUGUGUAAUUUUAUCCAUAUUUGGAGUUUAUGGUGUAUAUUCUUUAUGGGAUAAACCAUGGUUUGCUAAGGCUAUAUACUGUUGGAUUGGAUGGCCUAAUCAGCAUGUUACAAAUGAUAUGUAUUGGUACUACCUAAUAGAACUUGGAUUUUAUUGGUCCACAAUGUUUAUGAUUACUGUUGAUCAUAAAAGAAAAGAUUCGACAGAGAUGACUAUCCACCAUCUGAUUACAAUAUCCUUAUUGCUAUUUUCAUGGUCGAAUAAUUUUCUAAGAAUAGGGACCUAUGUUCUUGUGGUCCAUGAUGCUGCAGACUCUUUACUAGCAGCAGCUAAAAUGUCAAAGUAUUGUGAAAAAGAGAGACUAACAGAAUGUAUAUAUUAUGUAUUCAUGGUUGUAUGGGUAUCUACAAGAUUAAUCAUAUUCCCAUAUGUAUUAUUAUAUACAACUGAUUUUGAAAUAUUCCAAGUAGAUGAACCAAUGAUCACAUUAGUUAGACUUUGUUGGCAGUACAAAGUAUUUAAUGUUCUUCUUCAUAUGCUGCUAAUACUUCACUUUUUCUGGACUUAUAUCAUAAUGAAGGCAGCCUACCUCCAAAUUAAACAAGGAGAGAUAAAGGACAUCAGAAGUGAUUCUGAAGAAGGAAACAGUGAAGGAGAGAAAAUAGAAGAUGAAAUCAACCGUAACAGUGACACAAACAAUGGAUAUAUAUCCCAAAACAAUGUCAAAUAAAUAACCUGUAUACACAAAAGACGUCAUAAGGGGUUACAUCAUUUAUGUGUUCCAAAGUUCAUUCCAUGCAUAUAUAUGUGUGCAGUACAUGCACAAACUUAGACCCUUGUUGUUGUUCGUUGUUCGUUGUCGUUCGUCAGGUGAACAAAUCCUGUAAAAAGUUAAGCUUAUUUUUAUAGUUUUGAAAUCCAUUUUGUUUGUUCAUUCCAAGUUCAUUUUUUAUUAAGCAUAUUUUUUUUCAACGAAAUGUUCUUGAGAUUGCAUUGUUGUUUUUUUUUUCUAGAAGAAAGUACAGUGAAAACUGUUUUAAGAGGCCACUUAAGGGAGAGCAAAAAGUGGUCUCAUAAGUCUUUUAAUACAGGUUCAAUCUAUAUGAAAUGCACUACAGAGGGACCCAAAAAUUAAUUGUCUUUUAACACCGUUAUUUGCUUAAAACGUGGUCUCUUAAGCAGGUUUGACUGUAUAACAAGAUUUUAUUUUUAAUGGAUCUCAGACCCAUGUUCGAGCAAACCAAAAUGUAGUGAACUUUUAAUCAGAUGAUCAUUUAAACAAUAAAAAAAAAGUUGCUUUAUACAUUUGUUAAAUUUUAUUUAAAUUACAUUGAUACAUCAUUUCAUACAUUAGAUUUACAUAAAUGAAAAACUCUAACUCUGUUUCUCUUUAAAAUUUAAAAGCCUACAAAAAAAUGCUGCUUGCAUGAUUACAUAUGUAUUUUAAUGUGAAUUUGAAUGAAAGGAGAUUCAAAGGAAUGACCAUAGAGCCUUGGACAGUAGAUAAAUGUCAUUAUUAGGGGUGUAGCUCUAAAUCACCCAUAAAGAGUUGUGUAUAAAUUUAAAUGUGGAAUACCUGUAUUCAGAUGAAAAAUUUCGUUCUCUUUUAACUGAAGAUCAUGAUGACUAACAAAUUAGGAGAAAAUAUAUAUAGCUAGCUAAUCUGAUCAAAUACUGAAUUAAUGGAUUAUGAAAGUUAAAUCCAAUCUUUCAUCCGUCCAUCACACUCAGUAUAUAAGAUUUAAUUGCCAAAUAAUUUUAUAUUUAUUUAUAUUUUAUUUGUUUAUACUUUAGAUUUGCAUAAUACAUGUAUUUGUUUAUUUGGAUGUAUAGUUUGAAAAGAGUGUGAUUUAAGUUACAUUUAGUGUGGUGCAAAUGUUAUGCUUUAUUUGUAUGAUGUGCAUAAGAACAUAUUAACAUUCUGGAAAGGCACUUAAAAAGUGAUUUUCAGUGAUUAUAUCAAAACACACCCAUUUGAAAAAUAGUUCAAACCUAAUGAAAUUGAAACAUCUUUACCAAAUAGACUAAAGUUUUAAACAGAUCACAACUUUUCAUAUGUGAAGUGUGUUUUUUUUUAAAUUUGUUUAACAUUAAUCCCAUGAAUGGAAACUUUCACUAAAUUUUGGCCCAAAUAUUGGACUUUCCCUUCUACUUUGUCAAGUUGAAUAAUUUUAAACAAUAGAAGUAAUAUUUAAUUAAAGUUUUUACCUUAUGAGAUGUUUUAUAUAAUGAGAUGUUAAUAUUAUAUAAUGAGAUGUUGAUAUUAUAUACUUUAGAAUUUGAUCAAAUUGACUGAAACUGUAAACUUUUUCAUAAUAUAAUAUGCUGACAUCAUCAAACCAUGUCUGUGGAUGCCAAAGUCCCAACAUGUACCUGGGAAAAUAUGAAUUAACAGAAGUAUCAAAUUGUAUAGGAAAAUGUUACAUUUUGCCCUCCACAACAUGUUAUGAAAAUGUUUCCAUGUUUACUGAACAUUUUCAUGUUUUAAACAAUAUUAUUUAUAUGCUCCACUUUAUAAAUAAGGGUCUAUACAUAAUUAUCAACUAUUGAUUCAUUUAUUUUUGUGGGUACUAAUUUUUCGAGGAUUAUAAAAAAUUUUAUUUUUGUGGUUUUCCAAUAGAAAAUUUGUUCUUCGUUGAACAUUUAAAUUUGUGGUUCACCCGUACCCACAAAAUACACGAAAAUUGGUAUCCCACGAAUAAUAAUGAAUCCACAGUAUCUCUGUUUAGAUAUUGAUACUAAAGUUAUUCAUUGGAAGAGAACAAAUAUUUGGAUUGCUUGAAAUUUUAUUGAUGCAAUAACAAAAUUAUACAUCAUUUUUGAUGAAUGAAGUUUUGUACAAAAUGUAGUGACAAAUAGUAUCUGUUAUCUUUUGUCUAUGUGAGUGUGUAUGUGUGUUUUUUUAAAUGCUUUAAUUCAGAAAAAGAAAAAAAGAGGAAAAUGUAUUUAAAAUGGAAUGGCUUAAAUAAUUAAAAAAAUUAUUAUAUAAUUUGUUAGGCCUUUCAGGAACAUUACAACAAAUCACUGUACAACCAUCAUUUCAGUAUAAUUUGUUCAUGCCAGUGGCCUGAAAAAUCCAGGAUUUUCAAAAAGGGCCCUACCAAAAAUAUAAAGCAGGAGGAGAUGGGGCUCUACUGUCAAAAAUCAGAAUAAUGUAUUUCAAAAAUGCAAAUUUUUACCAUAUAGGGGUCUUCGGCACUGUGGGCCCCUUCCAACCUUGAUUUACCCGCGUUAUAAAGUCAAAACAUUUAGAAAUGGAUAUUUAAGAUUAGCUUAGAAUAGAUAAUAGAUAUUACAUUAGUACUGAUGUUGUGCAUUAUAACAAUAUAUUUUAUUUUUAGCAUUGUAGUAUGAAUAAUGUGUGAAUAUUUUUGGUAGUUUAUAUGAUACUUACAAGUAAAAAGAUAGCCGUGCAUUCGUUCUAUCAUCAAACAUCUAAUAAGUAGUAUUUUAAGGUAGAUUUAGACCAUCAUGCUGUCUUUGUAAUGCUUUUCAAAUAAUUUAGAAUUUAGUUCAUGGCCAGGCAUUAAAUGUUUGCAAUUUUUUUUAAAGUUCAAUCUUAUUCAAAUACUUAUCCUAUAUCAGCUUAGCUGAGAAUGAUCUGUGUUUUACUUUCUAUUUUCAUAAUCAGUGUGUCAACCAGUAAAACUCCCACCUUGAAAUUUGUCCAGGUAUGUAAUGUUAAGGGAGCUACCAUUUGAUUUUUAUGGGGGGGGGCUAGGAUGAAAAAUUUUGUCCUGCAUUUUUUUUUUAGUAAUCUCUGUCCUGCAUUUUUAUUUUUCACUCUAUUCGGUCCUGCAUUUUUUUUUUUUUAUUAGUUUAUCCUGACUUUUUUUUACAUAAAUUGUCAUCCUGCCUUUUUUUUUUUACUCAAAACUCCUGUCCUGCCUUUUUUCAAAUUUCAUCCAAGCCCCCUCCCCCAUAAAAAUCAAAUGGUAGCUCCCUAAUUUGAAUCCAGAAGAUCACCCAAAGGUCUUUAGUGUAGAAAGUAACAGAGAGCAUUGUCUGAUCCUUGUCAGGGAAACAUAGACACAGGAUCAGUAUUUCAUUCAGAUUAGUAGAUUUAGCUUUUUGGAAAGAUAAUUUAAAAUACCUGAAAAAUGUCAUAGUGAAGAACUUAAAAGAUUUGAAUUUAAAUUGAAAAAUUCCUUUUUAAUGUGAUUCACUGGUGGCAGUGCUCAACAGGAAAUGAAAUAAAUUAACAUGUUUUGUAGUUAUAAUAUCUGAGAUAAAAUUCAGUUUCAUUUAAAAGUAAUUGAUUGAUUACGUUAAAUAGAAGAAAUAGUGUAUGUAGGGAUUUAUAUAAUUUUUUUCAUCAUAGUCGCUUUAUUUCCAAUUAGUAUUGAAUCAUUUAAGUGCCAUCUAGUUUUACUUAGUUGAUCCUGUUUACUUUGAUUUAUUUAUUUUUCGUGUUAAAGGAAAUAUUAUGUUUUUGUGGAUAUUAGAUUUCGCAAAGUCUGCAUACAACUCUUUAGAAAAUUUGUACUCCCUUGAACAUUUCAAUUCAUGGUUAACCUUACAUCCUUGGAAUCAACUGAAAUUGGUAUCACAAGAAUAAUAAUAAAACCUCAGUAUUCCACUUACAUAUUUUAAACAUGUUUUAAACUCUAACUUAACAUUUACACUGUCCGUCUUGACUGAACUGAAGUUUAUAAAAUGUAUAUGAAGGAAAUUUAUUGAUCACUCUUUACAAGAUUAUCAAUAAAUACAAAAAGCUAUCUUUAGUUCUGAGGAGUUUUAUCAAGACUAAUACAUUGUUUUGGUGGUAUAGUAAUUAUUUUAAGACUAAUACAUGAAAUAGUUGGCACUGGAUAUUAAGCAAGCAACAAUCACUCAAUCAAGACUAAUACAUAUUUUUGCAAUAUAUUUACUGAUAUUAGUCUUCUUAUACAUUGCGGUUGAUAUAAAAGACAAAGUGUGAAUAUUCACCUUUUUUUUUUCUUUUUUUUUUUUAUCAAAGAAGUUAUUUUGUUUAGCCAAACUGUAGUGCCUUAUUAUUCCCUGGGUGAUGCUUACACAUUUGAAUUGCUAUUGCACCUUUAAUAUAAGAUCUUUCUAACUUUUGUUGAUAUAUUUUCUUAAAAAAAGUUUUUAGAUUUGAACUUAGUAUAUAGUGACAAUCCUUAAAGAGAUGACAUGCAAUAGUAGCUUCAGUAUCGAAACAAAAAAACAUGAAAACCACGAUUUAAAAUGAAUUUAGCGACUUUUUAUCGUUUGAUAAUGAGCUACGCAAUUUAAAAAUGCAUUGGAUUCUUUUUAUUGUUUAUUUCUUCUUUGUAUUUUAAAACUUGUUAUUACAUGUUGAUUGAUAAUAUAUGUUGUUAUUUUCAUAUCAUAAUCAGUACUGUAAAUAUAUAUACGAAAGUAUGUCUUGACCAAGUUUUGUUAUGUGUUUUUUUAUGUAUCAAUUUGAUUUAUACUAAAUUUGGGGGUUAAAUGACAGAAUUAAUAAUUCUGAAUUAUUUGUAUCAAGAUUAUAUGUUUUCAUUUGUUAUAUUUGAAAGUUUAUCAAGAAGGGAGACAAUCUUUAAAAUUAAUCAAGACUUUAUUCAGAUUUCCAAGUGUUAAAUGAAAUGUUAUUAUUGUAUAAUUUAAAGUAUUUCUUUCCAAAAUAAAACUAAUGCAAUGCUCA
Molecule: messenger RNA, 6603 nt
Organism: Mytilus californianus (California mussel)
Lineage: Eukaryota; Metazoa; Mollusca; Bivalvia; Mytilida; Mytilidae
Product: ceramide synthase 5-like
Exons: 11
Coding region: 553-1701 (382 amino acids)
Biological process (GO): ceramide biosynthetic process
Cellular component (GO): membrane
Molecular function (GO): sphingosine N-acyltransferase activity; DNA binding
Source: RefSeq, a predicted model, not a curated record